Messenger RNA from Monosiga brevicollis MX1, 4432 nucleotides. RefSeq lists its product as uncharacterized. The coding region runs from base 1 to 4278 and encodes 1425 amino acids. The transcript has 25 exons. Gene Ontology annotation, cellular component: spindle microtubule; mitotic spindle; cytoplasmic microtubule. Gene Ontology annotation, biological process: mitotic spindle assembly. The record is from RefSeq and is a predicted model, not a curated record. NCBI's taxonomy places the organism in Eukaryota, Choanoflagellata, Craspedida, Salpingoecidae. Gene Ontology annotation, molecular function: microtubule binding; ubiquitin binding.
AUGGCCAGCGCAGCUCUGGCCGUGGUAGCCAUGCUGCUGCGCGGCCAACUCAUGACCGCCCUUUUGCUGGCCGUCGUCGGAGCCGUCGUCUUUGCCGUCUUUGAUGGUGGUUCAGACUUGCCCCCUGCACCAUCAGAGGAGCUUGCCGGCUCAGGUGCAGAGGGGGCGCGGCCGGACGCUGGUACUCAGGGGCUGGGGUUUGAGCAAAUGAUCACUCAAGUGCAGGCCAGCGUACCGAGCGUCAAACGCGAAGCCAUUCGUCUCGAUCUUGAGAACACACGCAACGUGGAGCAAACCAUCGCCAAUCUGCUGGCGCAGCGACAUGCGCCCAAAACCGAUUUUGAAGCUCGCAAGAAAGCGCUCUACGCUGACGCUCGAAGGCAGGUGGCUCUCUCUCUCGUUCGCUCUCUCUCUCUCUCGCUCUCUCUCUCUCGUGUCUCGUGUCUGGUGCAGGGACGUCGGGUCAACCUGCAUGUGUUGCUUCUGGGCUUGGUCUAUCAUGGAAGUGUCAAGGCCAUUGCUGCACUCGCUGAGCGCGUGGGCGAAGCCUUCCGUCCCUUUGUGCCCGAAGUUCUGCCCGGCGUCAUUGAGCGCCUCGGUGACAACAAGGAGCCUGUGCGCGAUAGUAGCCUUGAGACCCUCAUGAUCAUCAUGAAGGGUGCCGCCACACCACAAACCGUCUUUGACGAACUCGGGCCCGCCUUUCGCCACCGCAACUGGCGGGUGCGGCAUUUUGGAGCCUCGGCGGUCAGCAUCUCUCGCCUUUUGGAUGACCUGAUUGCCAACCUCUCAGAUCCGAACGAGAAUGUGCGCGAGGCUGCCAUGUCUGUGCUGGGCGAGUGCUACCGUCAUAUUGGUGCCCGGUUGCGCCUGGACCUUGAGAAACGCAAGGUGCCGGCAGCCAAGCUGUCCCUGCUUCAAACACGCUUUGCAGCCCUCCGUGACUCUGGUGCCAUGUUGAUUGAAGAUGAAGAUGACGGCGAAGCCUUCCGCCCCACGAGCUCUGACAGCACAACCAGCAACCCCCGCCGUUCUCGCGAACCCAAGCGCCGAGGGUCAGAAUCUGCCAAUCGUUCCCGAGCCAACUCAACGUCCAGCGCAGCCUCGAGCGCAGGUGGUCCCGGCCCACGUGCCUCCAAUGCCAGUAUAAACACACGAGCUGUCUCGUCUCGCAUCUCCUCUCACCUCAGUGCCGGUCGCAACAAGGGCGGCGGAGUCUCCGAAGAAGAGUAUCAAGCGCAGCUAGAUGAAACCAUUCCCCUGUCCAUGGGAGAGCGCGAAGCUUCAUCCUUUUUGAGCGAUGCCAACCGCGUCUUACAGGAUACGUCGGGUGAAUGGGAACCCCGGGCCGAUAUGCUGCGUCAAAUCCGUGCGCUAGCGGCAGCCGAGGAUCUGGAUGUCUACCGCUCCUUGGAUGACGACGUUCGCGCCAUUACAGCUGCGCUUGGCAAAUCGGUCGAAGACCUGCGUUCAGCUAUCGUCAAAGAAGCUUGCCUCACGGUGACCAUGUUUGCCAUUCGUAUGCAACAACGCUUUGCCUACUCCGCCGAGUCCAUCAUGGGUCCCCUAAUGAAUCAAGUGGCAGUCAGCAUCAAGAUCAUCGCCGAUAGUGCACGCCAUUGUUUGCUCUCGCUCAUCAAAAAUGUGCGCCACAGCAAAGUCCUGGCCAGGGUACUCGAGACGCAUACAAGCAAGGCUGUCUUGCAACGCCGUUGCGUAGCCGACGCCGUAGCUUUGGUCUUUGAGGAGUGGGAUGAUGCUCAGCUGCAGCGCAGUCUCAAUAAUCUGAAAACCUAUUUUCGUCACGCGCUGGCGGAUGCUGAUGCUGAAGUCCGCAAGCGUGCCCGUCAAGCUUUCUGGGCCUGGGCCGAGCGCCAAGGGUCUGAAGCCAAUGCCUUCCGCAAUACCUUGGACGCAACGACCCAGAAACGCCUGGACUCUGAUCGAAACCGCGGCGGCGAGAGCUCUUCUCGACGACCUUCGGCUACAGCAGUCCCCUCUGCUCGCGGCAGUGUGGCCCUCCCUCGCCGGCGUACCGAAACCGAGCGCCGCUCCAUCGCCAAGACCAGCUCAAGCGACAAUGUGUUUAACAAAAAGGCCACUGCUCGUCGCGCGACCAUCGCUUCUGCUCGAAGUGUUGCUCCUCGCUCCGAGCCCAACUCUCCCUCUGCGCAACGCCGGCCCACCGCUACCCCCGGCGUUCCAGUUGCGCGGGGCACAUAUGGAGCUCGCAUGGAGGCAUCGGAACGACCCAGCUUCUCGCCAGCUCGCCGUGUUCCAACCAAAACGCCCAGCAAAACCCCUCAACGCCGCUCAACAUUAGACAACGAGCGCACACCCACUGCACAACGCGGACGCUCACACCUGCCCGUGAGCACGCCGGUUUCGAGCACCCAUCGUCUUGCUCGGGCGGCCACCAUCUCAACUGAGUUUGACUCGCCUGGGGGCUCUUCCAUGACGGGUCUGCUCAAGGACAUCGCCACGGGUCUCAAAAAUGCCGACUGGCAAGAGCGCGACCAGGCGUUGUCGCAGCUUCGCACCCUCUUGUGUGACAGCGAGCUGGAACCCGUUGCCAAGGACUUUCAGCGCAUUUGCUCCCUACUUGCCAAGCAGGAGGACAUUCCAGUUGGGUGGAUGCGCGACGUGGUGCCAGGUCUCCUGCUCAAACUGGGCACGAGCGCUCCCGUCACAGUGCAGCUCGAGGUACAAAAGCUUUUGGAUCAGGUGGCCAUGACAUUUCCGGCAGAUGUGCAGUUGUUUCACGUAUUACGCACCCUACUUGACCCUUUGGCCAACCAUAAUCACAAGGCCAAGAACGCCAUGAUGGAAUUUUCUGCAGUAUUGCUGGAGCGUAUGAGUGCCGCCGACUUGGCCAGCGUACAUGAUCAGUCGUCUUCAUCCUAUCGUGAUGCCGUGCGCCUCAUGAUUCAGCUCGCAGAAGAGCCCAAAUCAGCAGAGCUGCGCCGGACAACCUCGGCCAACCUUUUGAGCAUGUGCAAGAUCAACCCUCCGCUCAUGCGGCGGGCCAUGGCAGCGCUCAAACCCGAAGAAGCGGAGCCGCUGGCGGUUCUUCUCGAAGCAAACAUACCAGGAUGGGAAGAAUCGGAGGCUCCUCUUGUCAGCGCUUCUCGACCAGAAUCUGCUGGAAAGGCACCCGCCUCGCCAGAUAUGCGACGGGUUCUUGCCACAUCUGGGCUUCCCGUGGCAUCGCCCUCGACAGCGCGAUCGGGUCUCUCAUCUCCCAGCCACAGUGGCUUGCCCGUGGCGACACACAGGCCUCCAAAUGGAGCUGAGCGCCAUUAUAACCCACACACAUACCAGGCUGAGCGUAGUCAAUCAGGAAGCCAAUCGGGUAGCGAACCUGAACUGGCCACACGUUUGGGUACCACCGCACUUGCCAAGGAGGCCCCAGAGGACUUGAAUAACCACAACAAUCACCACGGCAAUGGCUUGUCGCGGACGGGCUCUACGCUGAGCGUGGACGCACCCGCCACAUCGCCCCCAGUACCACAAUCACCCCACCUGGUCGUUGCAGGGCGUCAAGUUGCCAUUGGCGAUGCCAUUGACACCUUGGAUGGUCGGACAGACUCGUAUUCCUUGCAAAUGCUAGCAGCCAUGCACAAACUGGUGAAGGAGGAUCCUGCACGGGUCACGGGUCACAUGGAUCGUCUGAUUAGCUCCAUUUUGGCGCUCGUGGCGGAUCAAGAGUUGGCCGUGCGCAAGCAAAGCCUGCGUAUUCUGAGUCAUUUGAUCCAGCAGCAAGCCGCCUAUUUUGACGGCGAGUACGAGAACGUCAUCACCACGCUGUUGGACAUUCAAAAGAAUGACACGCACGCAGAGAUUCUGCACAAGUGCAUGGAGAUACUUACGCUGAUUGGCAAACAAGCGGAGCCUGUGCGCACGAUUCGGCUCUUGCUGCCCUACGUCAAAGCAGCGCCGACUAGCAAGGAGGAGCAGCAAGGUUGCACCGCUGCCCUCUUUAUGCUGGACAAGAAUUUGGUUCCACGCCUGACGGCUGAGCAGGCGCUCUCCAACUUGAGCUGGAUCAUGCCCGCGAUUCUGGAGUGCUUUGUUAGCUCGAUUGCGGAGGUACGCAAGAGUGGCGUCUUCAUCUCCGUAUCCUUGCAUUUGCUCCUGGGUCGCGAGGCCCUUGAGCCCUACAUCAAUCAACUGAAUCGUGGUCAUCAAAAACUUUUGGACCUGUACGUCCAGCGUAAGGAGACGAGGACAGAGCAGAAAAUGGCCGUGCUGAGCCAUGUACAAUCAACCGAUGUCUGAAGUGGCCCCAAGGUGUUGACUUCCAACAACACUGCGCGCUGGCCCUGUGCUCUCAUUUGCCUUUUCUUCUUUCUGUGUCUUCAAUACUGUAUCUGAUGCUUUCUUUAUUGCCUUUUCCCUCCUGUGUUGAGUCAUUUCAAUCUCAGUCAAAGCU